AUGAUGUGGUUGUGGACCUCUUCCCUCAACUUUGUCUUGGCAAUCCUCCAACUUGGAUUCAACCUCCUCGUCCUGAUUGCCGUCGCUUCCGACCGACGUCUUCACACCAACAUUCAUUUGCUCUCCACUAGUUUAUGGGUGUGCAAUAGCAUCACAGCCAUAGUCACAAUAUUCUUUUCCCUCAAUCCGUCGCAAUGUUUGGAAGUGCCGUGUUAUCAACAUCAGCAACUACCAAAACAGGUGAGAAGACCAAGAAAUGUUUUGAGGUGACUUACGCCCCCCCUAAGCCGUCUGAUGUCUGGUGCCUGUGUUCACGAUCAGAACGCACGCCAGCGACUGGCGCAAUUGUCUUAUGAGAAAAAAGGAAAAAGAAAAAACCGGAAGUUGACCAAAGAUUUCUGAUUCCAAAAUGCUCCUUUCGAACUUUACGCGUGCCUUUGGACUUGGGAGGGGUUCUUAAGAAUGUUCUGCAUCUACUCAGGCAUGCACAUAACAUAGCUGUCUUUCUAUGAAUUGCUAUUCGUUCACAAAGACGUCUUUGUAUUAGAAGUUCGCACUUUUGAUCCUACUUAUGUGGGUUCUUCUUUGAUUGAAGACGUUUCCGCAGAACUUUAAACUCUUAGUUUGUGGAAUUGUGGAGAAAAACGAGGGCAACAAGGAAGAAAGAAUCUCAAAGACGCGUCAUUAGAAACUUGUUGUUUCUUGAAGUUUGGACCCGACUGAAAACAACAUCGUAUGGAACUCAUUGAGAUUUAUGCUAACAUUUAUGGGUUCUCUACCAAGAUUGAAAACAUUUUCUCGUGAAGGUCUUCCUCAAGAAAGAGAAAUAUAUUUUUCAUUAUAGCCGGGUUAAUUAGCUGUGCCCCUGUCCGUUAUUGUUAUUUUCUGACGAGCCGCCGAUUCAUCGAAACCAGUCUAUGAUCUCUGUUUUGAUUCCGAGGAAGAAACACGCCGCUUUCGUGGUUGGUCAUUACUCGUGCACCAUUGAGCACGAGGAAAGAGUCCAUGAAUGCACAAAACAAUCUGUUCCGUUUCUUAUAAUUGCAUACACAUGCGCAGACAAUUUUGUCUCGCGUACACAUACGUAAAAUAUAAAUUUGGCUCUGGGUUUUUGUUAUAUUGCGAGAUGGAGUGAGGGAAAUGGGCUUCCAGUUCCCACGAGCACCACUAAAAAUGCAAAGCAUUUGUGAUAGAUCGAAGGCGCUUUCGGAAAAAAUUUGAGGCCACGGGAAACGGAUAAUAUCAUUAAAACGGUGCUAUUUUCAGUUUGUGGAUGUCAAGUCUCGUUCGUUUGCCGAAUUGGAAAAGUUUCCUGCUCUGACGACCGCAAUUCUCCUAAACUCGACGAUUAGCUUGCUGACCUUGUUGACAAUUGGAUUUGUGCACGCACUUGCCCGCCACAACUAUCAUCUGUCGAGGUUGGUUUGAAGGCACUUUCGCGAAAUACUGGGAAAUUGACUUCUCAAGUUGCUCCUCAGUCAGGUGCCACUAUUUGCCUGACAAGGAAGUCAACAUGUAAAGCAUAAAAAGGGCAUGUGCUGGGCCCGCAUGUCACAUCACAUUCAUGUUUCCCAUGUGUACGUCACAUAAAAGAGUCUCUCGAGAUUUUCAUUAGUGUCGGUUGCCGUUGCUCUCAUCGGAAGGAGCAACAUGAAACUUUGUGCCUUCGAAAGAGCCCAUCCCUUUUUGCUACAAACAAAGCGCCCUUGUUUUUGAAAAAGAGUCUAUGCUAAUGAACACGAGCGGAUGGGAAGACGCACUUGCCUCCACUCCUUUUGGUCAUUAGUCUUUUUUUCUCCACAAAAAUUUAUGAAUGGGAGCAUACACAAUGAAGGGGACUGAAUGAUGAAUUGAAAAGAACGACACGUUUUUGAAAGUGUCCGAGGGGUUGGUCACAAUUCAAUUUCACUCGUAAAGAUGCUCAAUGUGAAUCAUCCAAGUAUGAAAAGUGCAUUCUAAUUGUUCAUUGCUUCAAUGACAACGACAAUUCAAAAGAAUCCGGAUUAGUAACGUUGUAGUUGUAACAAAACGUCCCGGACUACUAACCGGAUUACCAAUAUCUACAAAAAGGGACUUUCAGAUCUCAACUGUCGCGGCUCAUCGGAUCAACAUGGCUUCUGGUGACGUUGCUUCUGUUAUCCGACUUCUUCCUUAUCCGUCUCUCACGUUCUUUUGUGUUAGCAGUGCCUUUCCAUCUCGCACUUCUCUCUGUUUUCCUCGUACUCAAUCUGAUUAUCCAUCCACUCAACCUCAUUCAAUUGAUUAUAUCUCAGCGCCUGAGUCCAGAGGUCAGACCAAUCCAGUCAAUGCGCGAUAUCCAAAUGUUUCAGGUCAACAGCCAAACGGCUCGUCUCAUGAAGGACUGUGCAACUGCUUCCCUCUGGCUUCUCCUCAAUAGUCUUUCAUUCAUUAUCAUUUUCAUGAUGGUCGCCUGGGAGAGUAAAGAAAAGGUUCGGAUAAAUUAAGGGAGACAUGACUCAACUUCAACUCACAGGACCAAUACAACUCCAUAAUGGGUAUCGAAGUAGCUGCUUUCUCCGUUCACUGCGUGGCAAAUCCGCUGAUUGCCGUGAUCCGAGACAGACAGCUUGAACGGAGUCUUUCCCGUAUUGUUAUGAGAAAUAAAAGGUGAAAAGGAAAAACACUACAUAAUUUCGAUGUUCAUUUUCAGACCACGCACCAACCACGAAGAAGAUCUCAUCAUCGCUCUGAUGCGUGACCCCCCACCGCCAUACACCGAGUAA
Molecule: messenger RNA, 2744 nt
Organism: Caenorhabditis sp. 36 PRJEB53466
Lineage: Eukaryota; Metazoa; Nematoda; Chromadorea; Rhabditida; Rhabditidae
Source: the annotation of a GenBank genome assembly